AGGAUGGUGGGAGACAGUAUCUACUCUAAAAAACAGCACCAAUGAAUGAGAGACUAGGGGCUUUAUCGUAAAAAUACAGAGGAAAAUAUCAACUCAUUUACUGCAAGAAGCAGCAAGACAGGGACCCUUAGGGCGACCUGCCGCAGAGGACUAUAGCUGAUUUGUAAAAAUAAGCUUUCGUGGCGCUGUCACUACCAGAUCUGCUAACCAUGACAACCCACGUGACGCUGGAAGAUGCGUUAUCCAACGUGGACCUGCUGGAGGAGCUGCCCCUCCCUGACCAGCAGCCAUGCAUUGAGCCCCCACCAUCCUCCAUCAUGUACCAGGCUAAUUUUGACACCAAUUUUGAGGAUCGAAAUGCAUUUGUAACAGGAAUAGCCAGAUACAUUGAACAGGCUACUGUGCAUUCUAGCAUGAAUGAGAUGCUGGAGGAGGGGCAGGAAUAUGCUGUAAUGCUGUAUACUUGGAGGAGCUGCUCUCGAGCCAUUCCACAGGUAAAGUGUAAUGAGCAGCCGAACCGCGUUGAAAUCUAUGAGAAGACGGUGGAAGUUUUAGAACCUGAAGUCACGAAACUGAUGAAGUUUAUGUAUUUUCAGCGUAAAGCGAUCGAGAGGUUCUGUAACGAGGUAAAGCGUCUGUGCCACGCGGAGCGCAGGAAGGAUUUUGUGUCGGAGGCGUACCUGCUAACCCUGGGGAAGUUCAUUAAUAUGUUUGCAGUACUGGAUGAGCUAAAGAAUAUGAAAUGCAGUGUCAAGAAUGACCAUUCUGCAUAUAAACGAGCUGCUCAGUUUCUUAGAAAAAUGGCUGAUCCACAAUCUAUACAAGAGUCACAGAAUCUUUCCAUGUUCCUAGCCAAUCACAACAGGAUUACACAGUGUCUGCACCAGCAGUUGGAGGUAAUUCCUGGCUACGAGGAGCUAUUGGCUGACAUUGUGAACAUCUGUGUGGAUUAUUAUGAGAACAAAAUGUAUCUAACGCCAAGUGAAAAGCACAUGCUGCUGAAGGUUAUGGGAUUUGGCUUGUAUUUAAUGGAUGGAAAUGUCAGUAACAUUUAUAAAUUGGAUGCAAAGAAGAGGAUCAAUCUCAGCAAAAUUGACAAAUUCUUCAAGCAGUUGCAGGUGGUGCCUCUGUUCGGCGAUAUGCAGAUAGAGCUGGCCAGAUACAUUAAGACCAGUGCUCACUAUGAAGAGAACAAAUCAAAGUGGACUUGCACCCAGAGCAGCAUCAGCCCUCAGUACAAUAUCUGUGAGCAGAUGGUUCAGAUUCGGGACGACCACAUCCGCUUCAUCUCUGAGUUGGCUCGUUACAGCAACAGUGAGGUGGUAACGGGUUCAGGUCUGGACAGCCAGAAAUCUGAUGAAGAAUACCGGGAGUUAUUUGACCUGGCACUGAGAGGGCUGCAACUGCUGUCUAAGUGGAGUGCCCAUGUCAUGGAGGUGUACUCCUGGAAGCUGGUUCAUCCAACAGAUAAGUUCUGCAAUAAAGAUUGUCCAGGAACAGCAGAAGAGUAUGAAAGAGCUACAAGAUAUAACUACACCAGCGAGGAGAAAUUUGCCUUUGUGGAGGUCAUUGCGAUGGUCAAGGGUCUUCAGGUACUAAUGGGCCGCAUGGAGAGCGUGUUUAAUCAGGCCAUACGCAAUACUAUAUAUGCUGCACUGCAGGACUUUGCUCAGAGUGCCUUAAGGGAGCCACUUAGGCAGGCUGUGCGCAAGAAGAAGAACGUUCUGAUCAGCGUCCUGCAGGCAAUACGCAAGACCAUAUGUGACUGGGAAGCGGGACGAGAACCUCCAAACGAUCCGUGUCUGCGUGGGGAGAAGGACCCCAAGGGAGGGUUUGAUAUCAAGGUUCCCAGGAGAGCUGUUGGACCAUCCAGUACUCAGUUAUAUAUGGUGCGGACAAUGUUGGAGUCUCUGAUUGCUGACAAGAGUGGGUCUAAGAAGACAUUGCGCAGCAGUUUAGAUGGACCUAUUGUGCAGGCGAUAGAGGAAUUUCACAAGCAAUCCUUCUUUUUCACUCAUCUCCUGAACUUCAGUGAGGCACUGCAGCAGUGCUGUGAUCUCUCACAGCUUUGGUUCCGGGAGUUUUUUCUGGAACUCACCAUGGGACGACGCAUCCAGUUCCCCAUUGAAAUGUCCAUGCCCUGGAUCCUUACAGAUCACAUCUUAGAAACUAAGGAACCUUCCAUGAUGGAGUACGUACUUUAUCCCCUUGACCUUUAUAAUGACAGUGCUUAUUAUGCUCUAACCAAAUUUAAGAAGCAGUUUCUUUAUGAUGAGAUAGAAGCUGAGGUGAACCUCUGCUUUGAUCAGUUUGUAUACAAAUUGUCUGACCAGAUAUUUGCAUAUUACAAAGCCAUGUCAGGCAGUGUUUUGUUAGAUAAACGUUUCCGUGCUGAGUGCAAGAACUAUGGUGUGAUUAUUCCUUACCCACCUUCAAAUCGCUAUGAAACCCUCCUCAAACAACGGCAUGUACAGUUGUUGGGCAGAUCCAUUGACCUUAACAGGCUCAUCACCCAGAGGAUCUCAGCUGCUAUGUACAAGUCCCUCGAUCAGGCCAUCAGCCGAUUUGAAAGUGAGGAUCUGACAUCUAUUGUGGAGCUGGAGUGGCUGCUGGAUAUUAAUCGCUUAACUCACCGUCUGCUUUCAAAGCAUCUGACAUUGGAUAGUUUUGAUGCCAUGUUCAGAGAGGCAAAUCAUAAUGUGUCAGCUCCAUACGGAAGAAACACUCUCCACGUCUUUUGGGAGCUCAACUUUGACUUCCUGCCCAACUAUUGUUAUAAUGGUUCAACUAACCGGUUUGUCCGCACAGCCAUUCCCUUUACACAGGAACCUCAAAGAGACAAACCUGCAAAUGUACAACCAUAUUAUCUCUAUGGGUCAAAGCCUCUCAAUAUAGCCUACAGCCACAUAUACAGUUCAUAUCGCAACUUUGUGGGACCUCCUCACUUCAAGACCAUAUGCCGCCUGUUGGGGUAUCAGGGCAUUGCUGUAGUGAUGGAGGAGCUGCUGAAAAUCGUAAAGAGCCUGUUACAGGGAACUAUCCUGCAGUACGUGAAGACACUUAUAGAGGUCAUGCCAAAAAUUUGCCGGUUACCACGACAUGAAUAUGGAUCCCCAGGAAUCCUUGAGUUCUUUCAUCACCAGCUAAAGGACAUCAUAGAGUAUGCAGAGCUGAAGACAGACGUGUUUCAGAGCUUGCGUGAGGUGGGGAAUGCAGUUCUCUUCUGUCUACUUAUAGAACAAGCUCUGUCCCAGGAGGAAGUGUGCGACCUUCUGCACGCAGCUCCGUUCCAGAACAUUUUACCCCGAGUCUUCAUCAAAGAGGGAGAACGUCUGGAGGUAAGGAUGAAGCGACUGGAAGCAAAGUAUGCACCACUUCAUCUUGUCCCUUUAAUUGAGAGACUGGGAACCCCACAGCAAAUCGCUAUCGCGCGGGAGGGUGACCUCUUGACCAAGGAGCGACUGUGCUGCGGUCUUUCCAUGUUUGAAGUCAUCCUGACUCGGAUCCGCAGCUACCUUCAGGAUCCCAUCUGGCGCGGUCCUCCCCCCACAAAUGGUGUGAUGCAUGUAGACGAAUGUGUGGAGUUUCACCGACUCUGGAGUGCUAUGCAGUUCGUAUACUGUAUCCCAGUGGGAACCAAUGAGUUCACAGCAGAGCAGUGCUUCGGAGAUGGUUUAAACUGGGCUGGUUGUGCAAUCAUUGUGCUUCUCGGACAGCAACGGCGGUUUGAUCUCUUUGACUUCUGUUACCACCUUUUGAAGGUGCAACGCCAGGAUGGAAAAGAUGAGAUCAUAAAAAAUGUGCCUCUGAAGAAAAUGGCUGAUAGAAUUCGGAAAUAUCAAAUCUUAAACAAUGAGAUCUUUGCCGUGCUGAACAAAUACAUGAAAUCAGUUGAGAGCGACAGCUCCACCGUAGAACAUGUGCGCUGCUUCCAACCUCCCAUCCACCAAUCACUGGCUACUACUUGCUGAAGACAGGACUAAAGGCAGAGGCUUGGUUAUGUGACAGCCUGAGAUGGUGUGUGGUGUUGUCACUCAAUACGUACAUGUCCCUCGUCAUGGAGGCAUCAGAACUGUACGACGUGUGUUUAUGUAAACAUGUAACCUUGUUUCCAUUGCAACAAAGCAAUGCUAGAUCUACACAGGCCAAUCUGACUGCACAAUGCAGAUUGUUUUAUAUUGGUUCGAGAUAUUUUAACUAUUUUUUAAGCUAAAAAAUAUCAGUUUGGGCAUCUCCUUAUUAUACAUAAACAUCUAACUGGAAAGAAUAUGGUCACUAUCUUGUGUCUCUUCUAUUUAUUGUGACUGUACUGUGUGGUACCUCAUUUUUCUACUAAAGGAAUAUCUUGUCAGAGCAUCUACAGAAAAUGUGUCAUUGAUCUGUUCACUUUGCAGUCAAACCAGUGUAAGAUUACAUUAUCACUGGAUAUGUUAGCUUACAAGCAAUCCAAAAUAAAUGGAAAGGAAAAUACUUCAUCAUUACAUAACCUCUGCUCCAAUGCCUAUUACAUUAUUAUUGGCAAAGCGAUUAAUGUAUAUUUUUUAUUUUAAAUUUCAAUUUGGAAAUUGCAAUUUUGUUCAUCAACACUGUAAAAAAAAAUUGGUUUUGUUACGUUGUAUUCUGUAACCUAGAAACCAACUGUCAUACACUUGCGCACAAUCUAAACACUUGAGAUUAAUUUAUUUGGUGUGUUUGAUGAUUAUCGUAUACGUGAAUGCGUAAAACAAACUCAAAUUCUCCUAGUUGAGUGACUGAGUGCCAUUGGUAACACUGUGGAAAAGGAAAUUGGUUUUUUAACAAGUAGCUCAUUAUAAAUUAUUGGAAAAAUGGUCUUGCUCUCAGAAUAUUAUAAUAUAAAAUAUUUUCUGACUUUCUGAUAUAUAGACAGAGCAACCUUGUCAGCUCCCAGCUGUAUUUAACAUGCUGUUCAGUUUUUAAAUGUAUGUAAAUAUUCUGUUACAGAAACGUACUACAAUGCAAACCUUGAUAAAUACUAUAGAAAGGCAUAACCUUAAUUCUCAAAUGAUUACUUACAAGUACUGUAGAAUUCUGUUUUGCUAUAAAUACAUAUUUUAAGUAAUCAUUCCACAUUUUCCCUGUGUACAAAGUUUUGUCAGCAAAUGAUAUGUUUGCAAUCACAAUCUAAAAUAUAUAUAUAUAUAUUCUAAAAAAAUCCUUUAACUCGUUCUCUUUACUAAGAAAAGGAAACAGAUUCAACAAAAUAAAGAAAUACACAUGUUGUAUGAACAUGUGAACAAAUGUAGUGUGUGUGAUUUUGUACACACGGCUUAUUUAUGUAUAUAUGAAACAAAAAUAAUACAAACACCCAAAUGCUUCGCUUGUUUGCUGCAUGCUGUCUAUACAGCUCCCAUAUUGUCUGUACAUCUCUUAAGUAUUUCUUUGAUCAGAGUAUAUAUAUAUCCCUCAGUGAUAAUAAUCCUCAGCAAUUUGUAAUGUGACAGAUUCAUAAAAAUACAACUGACAAAA
Molecule: messenger RNA, 5487 nt
Organism: Bombina bombina (fire-bellied toad)
Lineage: Eukaryota; Metazoa; Chordata; Amphibia; Anura; Bombinatoridae
Gene: CYFIP2
Product: cytoplasmic FMR1 interacting protein 2
Exons: 31
Coding region: 210-3971 (1253 amino acids)
Biological process (GO): cell morphogenesis; cell projection assembly; regulation of actin filament polymerization
Cellular component (GO): neuron projection; synapse
Molecular function (GO): small GTPase binding
Source: RefSeq, a predicted model, not a curated record